Molecule: messenger RNA, 1195 nt
Organism: Paramecium pentaurelia
Lineage: Eukaryota; Ciliophora; Oligohymenophorea; Peniculida; Parameciidae
Source: the annotation of a GenBank genome assembly
CAUGGUGUAAUUGAGCACUGAAAAAAUUGAUGAGAUAUCUUAAAGUAAUUUAGGAAGAUUUAUUAUUGAGAUGGCUCAGACUCAUGCAGAAAUGAGAGGGCCUUUAGGUAUAAAUGAGUAAUUAAUAUAAAAGAUGAUUUAGUAACAGCAAUUGGUGAUUUGGAAAAUGAACUGACUGUUGAAUUGCAAUAAUUAGAAGAUGAUUUUACUAGAUCAACUAAUUAACAUUAAAUAACUCAAGAAAACUUAGAUAUUAAUAUAGGUCAAACAGAAAUUAACAUAUUUAAUCAAAAAGACUUUAUUGAUGCUAUUUUAUUACCAAGCAUUGAUUAAACUAAUUAAAAAAUAGAUAGAUUAAAUGGUUUUAUGAAUGACAAUAGAGAUUCAUUAGCAAGAGAAACAUUAAAUAGAUAAAAUUAACAUUAAGCUUAUUUAGACAGAGGUAAUAUAAAUAAAUAAAUAAAAUAAUUUUAGUGAGUGAACAUUAAGGUGCCAUAAGUGCAGUAGAUGAAGCUUUGUAAUUGAUUAAUUCAUUAAUUAAUGGAAAUAUAGCAUUCUCUGAGAAAGCAACAAUUCAUUAAGCUAUAAAAAGAGUUAAUAAUAAGAUCACAAAAACUAGCACUAUUCACCCACUUGUUGAAGCUUUACUUUAAUUGACUUAAAACUUCUCUGAUUAAGGAUAAGCCAAGAAAAUAAGAGAUUUAUUAUAAGAUACUAGAAAUUAAUUAGUUGCUAGUUUAAAUUAAGUAAUAUUGAUGUGAUAUAUUAUUAAUUAGGAAAAUAUUGAUGAAAAAUAGAUUGAAGAGACUUGGGUUGAGAGAUAAAAAACAUUAAACACUGAAUAUUAAGAAUUUAAAAGAUCUCUUCUUGAAGCUACUUAUGUUUUGGCUGCAUAUUAAAGUAUUAAUAAAUAUUUUAUAUAUUACAGAUAAAUUAAAAUCAACUCAAGAAGCCUUAGCUUAAAAUGAACUUGAUUUAUAAAAUUACAAUGAAUCUUUAUGUAAAAUAAAUAUUAUAUAUAUUAAUUAGAAUAGGAUAAAGAUGCUUAAGCUUAAGAAACUUAAAUUUAUAAUGAAUUGAAGGCUCAAUAUUAAAUUCAACUCUAAACUACUAGAAAUGCUAAAGAUUUUGUUAACUCUGCAGAAUUUAGCACAAUAAUUAGAAACAAAUUAAAUUAAGGGGGAUUAGUAUGAUU